AUGUUACCAGAUGUUGGUACACCCAUCAUUGUACCCACUUUGCCACAGUUUUUAUCAGCUGUGAACGCUGUCACAGUAUCUGGUGGACACAGGUGCCCAGAAAAUUCGCUUGCUGGCAUAGAGAAGGCAUUACAAAUAAGCAAACCUCAAUCUACAAUUUUCAUGUUCACUGACGCCUACGCAAAAGAUGUUAGCAAGCUUCAUUCCGUCGAAAAUCUAUGUCGAAGCUCUCGCAGUCAGGUGAUGAUAUUCCUGACCGGUUUCUGUUCUCCUGAACUGUCUCCAGGUGUAACUGAUCAAGUAUAUUACGACAUAGCUAAAGCUUGUUCAGGAUCAGUUCUACUUCUGGACACUGCGUCUUUAAGACUGGCUUUCAGUUUUAUGAAAGAGGUAAUAUAUGAGACGUGGACUGACAUUAUCACCUAUGAUACUUUUACAGAAAAUAAGCAAUUGACUUUUUCAGUUGAUUCAUUUACAAAGACGUGGUUACUGGUUGUUUCUGGAGAUAACCCCAGAGUAGAAAUAACUAUACCAAAUACUAAUCAGACUGUGGAUAAAAUACUGGAUAUGAGAAAUACUCAUGUUCUUCGACUAUCAGAGCCAUCAGCUGGCGAGUACACUAUAUCAGUGAGAUGUAGGAACAAAACAGCGGUUACUUUGUACAAAAGGUUUGAAUUGCCAUUACGAUUCGGAUUCUCCAGUAAAACUCCUAGAAGUAUGAACGAAACCAGCAGUCUACCAAUGCCAGGUAGACCAAAUAAAAUUCUGAUAGACGCUUCGCAAAGUAAAAUGAAACUUGAAACCAUACAUUUACAAGUGACUAAUGAACUAGAGAAGAAAGUUCUUCAGUUCGAAGAACAACCCUCGGGCUUGUACUUAGCCGAAACAUUCGUUAAUUCUGACCGAGAAUUUCGUUUAUGGAUAAAAGGUUACGACUUGGACUCAUUGAAAGAGAUUGUAGUCUCAUCGCAAAACUUCGUUCCUCAACAAGUUGCUGUAACGGAUACUACGUGGAUAAAACCUCAAUCGCAAAUAUUAGAUACGGAAACAAAAACUAUAGACUUUGGAUUUAAUACGACAUAUGCAUGUAAAGUUACUGGUUACCCAGCCCCCAACGUUACGUGGGUGAAUGACGAGGGAGAAAUAUUAUCGUCAGAGACUAUUUUACUAGAAGUACCAUCACUGUAUCUAAGCUACGUCACCAUAGAAAAUGUCACAGUCAAUUCUACAAUUUUUUGCAAAUCGAAAAAUCCCGAAGGCGAAGAUUCUCAAAGCAUAAAUUUGUAUGUACAUAGACCAUACACAUUUGAGGUCUUACAAACUCCUCAAGACCAGACAAUAGAGUACGGGGGCGAGGGAAAAUUAUUCUGCGAAGUCUCAGCAUAUCCUGUAGCAGAGACUAAAUGGUACCACAAUGACACUGAAGUAACCUCAUCUGAUGAAAUCCAAGUAGAUUUGGAGACCAACGCUUUAUGGAUUAAAAACAUGAGUGUAAACACUUACGGUGAAUAUAAAUGUGAAAUAAAGAACGAGUUCAAUGAAAAAAUAUAUACAGCCUUUGUGAACAUUUCUGGUAUAGAAGCACCUCAACUAGCAGUAGAUACUGCAAACGUUGUUCUAAAAUUGGGAGAAUGGAGUUAUCUAGAAUGCAGAAUUAUGAAAGGGAAACCAUCUCCUAUGAUUACUUGGACAUUUAAAUCCGAAGAUGGAUAUGAGUUUAGUUCAUUACCAGAUGGUGUGGUCGCUGAUGGUGGGAAAUUGAAGAUAGCAACAGCUCAACCCAAUCAUAAAGGCGUGUACAGAUGCGAAGCCAACAACGUGGAAGGGCAUCAUUCAGUUGAUAUUACUGUGCAACUUCAGUAUCCACCAAUGAUAUCCAAUGGUGAUCUGCAUACUCUGACGGUGAAAGAAGAAGACGAUGUGGAGUUACCAUGCGAGGUGGACGCAUCACCUCCAGCCACUGUCCGCUGGGAGAUGUCUCAAGAUGAUGUUAUCAUUAGUCUGGAUGGUAGACAUCGCACUGACCAUCGGUAUACCCACCGUUUCAAGGCGUUGUGGAAGGACUCCGGAAAUUAUCACUGUAUUGCAGAAAAUAGUAUCGGUAGAGCUGAGAAGACCAUUACAGUUAAUGUUUUUGUGUCACCAUACAUAGAAGCUCCGAAGGAAAAGACCGUGCUUGCAAGAACUGGCGGUAAUCUUGUGCUAACCUGCAACGUCUUAUUUGGUAAUCCAGUACCAUCCACAAAAUGGGAGUUCAUAGCAACGGACUCAAGUACCAAGAUACUGUUAAGGGGCAAUUCCUCAAGUUUGCUUCAUCUGAACAACGUGAGCUACAAGAAUGAGGGAUCCUACCUCUGCAUCGCCGAUAACAACGUGGGCAAUGAUAGCAUCAACAUUUACGUAAAAAUACAAUGA
Molecule: messenger RNA, 2415 nt
Organism: Spodoptera litura
Lineage: Eukaryota; Metazoa; Arthropoda; Insecta; Lepidoptera; Noctuidae
Source: RefSeq, a predicted model, not a curated record